AUUCAAACCUGGAGCGUCAGGGACGUCCCCACCACCAGGCCUUUAGGAGUGAUAUGCAUAUUUGCCAUGUGGUGAUUUAUGUAGCUGGAAUCUUGAGCGGUUCAGAGCUCUGGGGGAUUUCUACCCAUGUGGCCUUUGGCCUUGAAUCUCAGACAGAAGUGUGAUGGAGGUCUGUCAUGAGAGAAACUCUGCCGCGGAUUAGAGAACCGACUACUUCCUACACUGCUGUGCAGAGAGAGCACGCCACACACACACCGUCACCUGAGGUCCCUCGGCUUCACAUGAGCAAGGCUGUGCCACAGUCAGCAUGUCAGAGCUGUGAAGAUGUCCCUUCAGGGAGGCUGAAAUGAACUGAAUUCUACUUUUAUGUCUUUUUGUCCUCACGUCCAUCUUUUCACUUGACCGGCGGCGAGAUUUUCUGAUCCAACCAUGAUGCUGAUCAGCACGAAGGUGUGUGUGGCUCUGCUCUGGGGACUGUGUGUUUUCUCUGCUGUGGAGUCCGAGAGUGUUGACACACCAGAAAACAAAAACAGCACUGAAAAUUCAACCGCGCCGUGGAACACUUCAAAUGUACCGAACAAUGAAGAAGAGACCACGGCUGCAACCCGGGCUCCGUCUCAAAAACCCACAGAGGUCAGUGCCGCUACAGAAGCAGCGAGCCGGAUGUCAGCCACAGAGGAAACAGACGAAAAACAAGCAGCAACCAGCACUUCUAGUGGAAACGCCGCUGGUUUGACAGCUAUGAGCACCGCAGCGGCUGCAACAGCAGCGGCAAACACACCGAGCGUGAGGCCGAUUCUCAGCUCGACAGCAGCGACGACAGCCGACCGGGCCGCUCCGUCUUCUCAAAGUGCGACAGGCGUCGAGGGAAUCAAACAGACCGAGGGUCAACAUGAACAAUCAUCCAUCGCUGCGACCAGUGUGGAUAAUCCUGCAACAACGUCCACGGCACUUCACCAAGAGGCGUUUUCCACACAACGCACAGCCGUCACAGAGCCGGAAAGAAGCUCGGAGUCUUCUCCCACCGCCUCUUCUAGCAGUGAGAUUCCCAUCUUCAUUCAGGAAUCCAGCACUCCGUCAGUUUCCUCCGCAUCUACAGGAGGGAUCAGCCCCACCUCUGGAGCAGCACCCGUGAUUAAAACCACAUCUACAUCCAGCAGAAUGUCUGAGAGCCCCAUCAGCACCGAGCUUUCACACACAUCCCGGUCAUCUUCGAUGGCAAGCAGUCCCCCCUCCUCCUCCUCCUCCUCCAGCUCUGCUGCUGCCUCCACCCUGAGCGAGGCCCCCAGCUCCACCGCUGCUUUCUCCACCAGCCCAGCCGCCCUCGUCCCUCUGGGCCCCAAAAAGCGGCCAGAUCCACAAACGGAGCCUCCUCCGGCGACGACGGCAGCCGCGCCCCGGGACGUCACCAAGACCACGCCCGGCACCGAGGUCCAAGCCUGCUCCACCCGCGCCGUGAUGAAGCACUGCCUCAUCGUCAUCGCCAGCCUGGCGGCGCUGGCCACCAUCUUCAUCAUGUCCACCAUCGUCCUCUGCGUCAAGCUGUCGGCCAAGAAGUACAGGGUGAAGCGAUCUCAGGAGGGGACCGAGAUGAUGUGCAUCUCCGCCCUUCUUCCCGACAGGAGCUACAACUACACCAGGCAGCGAAACCCGGUUCCCAACGGCGUCCUGGUCAUCCCCAGGGCGGGGGACAGCGACGAGGAGGGGGGAGACACCGUCACGCUCAGCAGCUUCCUGCCAGAGAACGACCGCUACGUUUAGGCCGGCGCUUUCUUUACGGAUCAGACCGGACUGAUCGGUAUGAAGACGGUCGCAUGAUAAUACUCAUGCUUCCUCUUUGGUGUUGGUGGAGCACGUCUCGUUUCUGAAAACCACACGGACCGAGAACAAAGUCGCGCUUCGAACUCCAACAACCGAGUGACAUUUGGUGGAGUCAGGUAGAGAAAUGUGUGUUUUGGACUAAAGCUUGAACCGUUUUGCAUACAUUCACAUUCAGCCUCCACUUGGGAAUUCAUGUCAGGAUGAGGCGAGUGAUCAAAGUGUGUGUGUGUUUUUCUUUCUUUGGAACAUCCGGAGCAGAGCCCUGAUGGUAUUUCACUUUGAGGCAGGACACAGGAAGGCCUGCUCAGCCCAGGGAUUACUGUUCUGCACAGACACUGUUCACUUUACAAGAGCUGCUCUGGAAGCUGGACUCUUAACUGUAUUGUGAUAAUUUAUUGAACAAAUGCUUUAAUUUAACGUCACGGUCAUGCUGAGUCUGUGUAGCGAGCCUGUCAUUGAAGAAAAAAUGGUUACAGUCAUGAACCUCUUUGAUAAUAAUAAAUCAUUUGUUUUCCUCAGAGAGAAAACCGGCAGCUUCCACUUUUGAUUCACAUCAAUUCCAGGAUGAUUUUCCACGUUGAUGACUGAAAAUCCUCAUUGAUAGUUGCUCAAUAAUUGUCAAAACCUUUUCAAUUUACCUAAAAAUGUUUUGCUGAAUUGUGCAAAGCUUUGUAUUUUUGUACAUUUUCUCUGUUAUCAGUCAGUAGAUAUAAUAAAGCUGAAAUCCUUUGAA
Messenger RNA from Salarias fasciatus (jewelled blenny), 2554 nucleotides. It is a transcript of the gene selplg, whose product is annotated as selectin P ligand. Lineage: Eukaryota; Metazoa; Chordata; Actinopteri; Blenniiformes; Blenniidae. Gene Ontology annotation, cellular component: plasma membrane. Gene Ontology annotation, biological process: leukocyte tethering or rolling. The record is from RefSeq and is a predicted model, not a curated record. The transcript is spliced from 3 exons. Bases 430 to 1761 code for a protein of 443 amino acids.